Molecule: messenger RNA, 504 nt
Organism: Limanda limanda (common dab)
Lineage: Eukaryota; Metazoa; Chordata; Actinopteri; Pleuronectiformes; Pleuronectidae
Product: E3 ubiquitin-protein ligase RNF126-like
Exons: 5
Coding region: 1-504 (167 amino acids)
Biological process (GO): protein ubiquitination
Cellular component (GO): cytoplasm
Molecular function (GO): ubiquitin protein ligase activity
Source: RefSeq, a predicted model, not a curated record
AUGCCACAAUCCAGGACAGGAGGAUGGCAAGUGGUCAUGCUAUAUGCAGUAAAUGAAGUGGACUUCCUCUUAAAUGUUAUACUUGGACAGUUGCAGCUACCGCACCAAGUUGAAGACAUGGGACCUCUUCCUGCAGACACAGGAAGAAUUCAGAGUUUACCCACCAUCUCCAUUACAGAGGAACAUAUGGGUGCUGAUCUAGAGUGUCCUGUGUGCAAAGACAACUUCAGCCUUGAGGAGAGUGUUAGACAACUGCCCUGCAGUCACUUGUUUCACAAUGAUUGUAUAGUACCAUGGCUGGAACAGCAUGAUACGUGUCCUGUAUGCAGGAAGGGUCUCAAUGAACAGAACACAGCCACGGAACCACCAGGGUUAACAGCAGUGGAGUCAUUUGCCCCCUCCUCUUCUUCUUCCUCCUCUUCUUCCACCUCCUCCUCUUCUUCUUCCUCCUCUUCUUCCUCCACCUCGAGUUCAUCUAGCGAAGAGGAGACUGCCGGCAGCUAG